AUGAGAUUCCCACGAGGUCGCUCGCGGGAACGGAAGCCGCGGCGCUGUCGUCGCGUCGCCGCGCGUCGGCCGCGCGACAUCCACCGGCGGAAUGGGCUCGCGCCUACAACGGCCACCUUCGCGCGACCCCCCAAUGUCCCGAGACACCAGCGAAAGUCGGCCACCAGCAAGGGCACGGAAAGAAAUCGGGGCUCGCGG
Iphiclides podalirius (scarce swallowtail) is the source of this 198-nucleotide messenger RNA. The record is from the annotation of a GenBank genome assembly. NCBI's taxonomy places the organism in Eukaryota, Metazoa, Arthropoda, Insecta, Lepidoptera, Papilionidae.